UAUCUUACGCUGAGAUUUGAAAGCCCUUCGUGAUUCCGAGCAACGCUGAUGGAGUGAAGACGGGAGAAAAGGAAAAGCCAGGAUAAAGUGACGGUUAAAAGUAUUUUUGUGACGGUUCAUAGUCUGAACGGGCAUUUUAAAAAGCAGCCAUGUCACCCUGUCGCCUUCCCUGCCUGCUGCUGGCUCUCGCGAUCUUCCAGAGCUCCGUGUCCGCCGAACAGCGGAGGCUCUCUCCAGAAAAUCUUCUGGUGAUCACCGCGGCAACGGAGGAGACUGACGGCUUCAACCGCUUCAUGAGGACGGCCGGAGAGUUCAACUACACCGUGAAGGUGCUGGGUCUGGGGGAGGAGUGGAAAGGCGGAGACGUGGCCAGGACCGUGGGUGGAGGUCAGAAGGUCCGCUGGCUGAAGAGAGAGCUGCUCAAACACUCAGACAACAAGGACUUGGUGGUCCUCUUCGUGGACAGUUAUGACGUGAUCUUUGCGUCCGGUCCUGAGGAGUUGCUCUCCAAGUUCUCUCGUCUGCGUCACCGAGUGGUUUUCUCCGCUGAGGGGUUCUGCUGGCCCGACCAGAGACUGGCCCCCAAAUACCCACCGGUGCAUUCUGGGAAACGCUACCUCAACUCAGGAGGGUUCAUUGGCUUUGCCUCAGAUCUCAGUACGUUGGUCCAGCAGUGGAAGUACAAAGACAACGACGACGACCAGCUCUUCUACACCAAAAUCUACCUGGACAAGACGCAGAGGACAAAGUUCAACAUGACUCUGGACCAUCGCUCCCAAAUCUUCCAGAAUCUCAACGGAGCUGUUGAUGAAGUCGUCUUGAAGUUUGAGAGGGCAAAGGUCAGAGCCAGGAACGUUGCCUACGACACACUUCCUGUCAUUAUCCAUGGCAACGGCCCCACCAAGCUGCAGCUGAACUACCUGGGGAACUACGUGCCGUCGGCGUGGACGUUUGAGAACGGCUGUGGGAUCUGUGACGACGAUCUGCUCCUCCUCAAUGACGCGCCGGACGAGGAGAUGCCUCUGGUGUACGUCUCCGUGUUCAUUGAACAUGCAACUCCCUUCAUGGACGAGUUCUUGGAGCGACUGACGACCCUCAACUACCCGCCAUCCAGGCUCCGCCUCUUCAUCCACAACAACGUGGUGUACCACGAGCGCCACGUCCAGAGGUUCUGGGAACGCCACCGGGCGCUGUUCCCCGACGCUCUGCUGGUCGGACCAGAGGAGAACCUGCCGGAGAACAAAGCCAGAGCCAUGGCUGUAGAGGUGUGUAAGAAGGAUCCAGGCUGUGACUACUACUUCAGCAUUGACUCUGACGUGGCCCUGACCAACCCAGACACUCUGAGGAUCCUCAUCGAGGAGAACAAGGCGGUGAUAGCGCCCAUGUUGUCCCGACACGGGAAGCUGUGGAGUAACUUCUGGGGCGCUCUGAGUCCAGAGGGGUUUUACUCCAGAUCUGAGGACUACAUCGAGAUCGUCCAGGCCAAGAGGAUCGGCCUAUGGAACGUGCCCUACAUCACCCAGGCCUACCUGAUCAAAGGCAGCGUGCUGCGGUCCAAACUGUCGCAGGCCAGCCUGUUCGUGGACCAGACCAUGGACGCCGACAUGGUGUUCUGUAGGAGCAUCAGAGACCAGGGAGUCUUCAUGUUCGUGUCCAACCGCGAUGAGUUUGGCCGUCUGGUGGCGUCGUCCAACUUCAACACAUCCAGGCUCCACCCGGACAUGUGGCAGAUCUUUGACAACCCUGUGGACUGGAAGGAGAAGUACGUCAGCGAGAACUACUCCAAGAUCUUUGAAGACGGGAAGAGUUUUGUGGAGCAGCCCUGUCCAGAUGUGUACUGGUUUCCGGCCUUCUCUGAGAAGAUGUGUGAUCAUCUGGUGGAGACCAUGGAGCAUCACGGCGAGUGGUCCGGAGGCUCGCACAAGGACGAGCGUCUGGCUGGGGGUUAUGAAAACGUCCCCACCGUUGAUAUCCACAUGGUCCAGAUUGGAUUUGAGAAGGAGUGGCUCAAGUUCCUCAAAGAGUACAUAGUUCCUGUUACCGAGAAACUCUACCCAGGCUACUAUCCCAAGGCUCAGGCCAUCAUGAACUUUGUGGUGCGUUACCGUCCUGAUGAGCAGCCGUCUCUGCGACCGCAUCACGACUCCUCCACCUUCACCAUCAACAUCGCCCUCAACAGCAAGGGGGUCGACUACGAGGGCGGGGGCUGCAGGUUCCUACGGUACGACUGCCAGGUGGAGUCCCCCAGGAAGGGCUGGUCCUUCAUGCACCCGGGCCGGCUGACCCACUACCACGAAGGCCUGCCCACCACCAGGGGGACCCGCUACAUCAUGGUGUCCUUCGUAGACCCGUAACCACGGAGACGCCCCCCCCCCCCCCCCCCCCAAACACACAUGUGAACAUUGGUCGUCCUCAUCAGCGCUGACACAGACGGACAGGACGGCUGAAUAGACGGGAUGAACUUGAACGCAUCGUCUCAGAACAUUUCCAGAGCCUUCACAGAGGACCCUGAAGGAUCCUUUCAGAAUAAGAGUCUCUUUAUUUAGUCUUCAUUUAGUCACCUCAGAAAACAAGCUGGCUUUUCAAAAUAAGAGUCACCGUGCUGCCUUUCCUCAUUACACUACCUGAACCUAUGCAAGCAGAACAGAGUGUGUGUGUGUGUCUGUGUGACUGUGUGACUGUGUGUGUGUGUGUGUGUCUGUGUCUGUCUGUCUGUCU
Molecule: messenger RNA, 2718 nt
Organism: Sander lucioperca (pikeperch)
Lineage: Eukaryota; Metazoa; Chordata; Actinopteri; Perciformes; Percidae
Gene: plod3
Product: procollagen-lysine, 2-oxoglutarate 5-dioxygenase 3
Exons: 19
Coding region: 150-2354 (734 amino acids)
Biological process (GO): peptidyl-lysine hydroxylation
Cellular component (GO): endoplasmic reticulum
Molecular function (GO): procollagen glucosyltransferase activity; procollagen-lysine 5-dioxygenase activity; iron ion binding
Source: RefSeq, a predicted model, not a curated record